CCAACCGAGUGGUUAAAAAAGACGGCCUUGCCAGUCGACACUGAUUCAUCCGUACCUCUGUCGGACAGGCAUGGGUGGUUGAUCUAUACAUAUGGGCGUUGACAGAUGAGGAUUUUUACCAUGGGUAGUUUAAAACAAACGGUGUACACUGUGUAAGGUUGUUUUUUCGUACCCGACACUAGCCAUGUAAACAUUGGUGCUGGAGGGGUCGGAGUGGCCGUCAACAAGAUGCCUCGCCCUUGGAGGAUUAAGCGACUGUCCAGGGUGGCGUGGUGCAGUAGACAGAGAACUUUAACCUGGAUAUCAAUCCUGAUUAUAGUCCUGCUUUGGGUCAAUAUGCGUCUUAUGUCGUGUGUUACAGAGAACACCGAAUCAGUACCGUCAAUCGCGUCACCAAAUAGCCGACAAUCAGAUCCGCCAUCACCAGAACGUCGGGGACUAGUCCGGGAACAAUCUAUAUUUGAGGUGGCAGCACCGCAGUUGACAGUAGACCCCGACAGAGCCCUGCUGUACGGGAGAAGGAGGCGAAAUCAGAGUGAGUUGACGAUCGGAAUCCCCACGGUACAGCGACAUGGUGUGGACUACCUUGAAAAAACUCUAUACUCAUUGAUUAUAAACGCAAAGGCAUCCCAGCGGAUGUCUAUAGUAGUGGUCGUGUUUAUGGUGGACAGGAACGAGACCUGGGUCAGGAAAAGGAGCAAACAAUUAGCCGGUAAAUACCCAAAACUCAUACGGAAUGGAUUCCUCCAAAUCGUACAUCCACACGACCAAAGUAUAUACCCAGACUUUACCAAGAUUAAGCGAACAUUUAACGACACGGCCACACGAGUAGCGUGGCGGGCGAAACAGAAUAUUGAUUACGCUUACCUGUUCUCGUACAGUAAAAACAUCUCACGUUAUUAUCUUCAACUGGAGGAUGACGUCAUAUCGGCUCACAACUAUUAUGAUGAUAUGUUACGUUUCAUACAAUCGAAAUCGGACACAUUUUGGUAUUGUCUUGAAUUUACUUAUUUAGGAUUUAUUGGGAAAUUAUUUCGGUCGUCCGACCUACAGGAAUUGUCGGAAUAUCUAUUGAUGUUCUUCGAUGAACAGCCUGGAGAUCUCCUGCUCAAAGCAAUAAAACAAAUCAAAACCCAAUGGCACGACAUUCUUAUCGAAAAGUCUCUGUUCCAACAUAAAGGUAUAAUUUCAUCCUUAUCUGACAAGAAACAGACACUUUAUGACGGACGCUUCAAAGACAGCUUUGUAUUAAGUCGAUUUUCUCGAAAGCGAUUUUACCAUGUGAACCCAUCCGCUUUGAUUGAUUCUAAAAUCGAGACGUAUUCUGAAUAUGAACCUGUACAUGCAUAUGAUUUAUCAGACAAGUAUUUCUGGGGUGUCGAUCCUAAACAAGGUGAUUACUUCAGGAUAACAUUUGAAGGUCCGCAGAACAUAAGUCGGUUAUUUAUAGACUCGGGCGAGGCCACCAAGCAAUCGGACAUGUUACAUCAUGCUACACUACUAGUGUCUACUGGCACUGACGUAGAACACCCUUGUCAAAAUCUCGUCAACGUCACAAACUUUGUAAACGGCGAUGUCGAUACAAGGACGUCCAACAUUUCACUUCCCGUAAAUAUUGACUGUAUUGUGAUCGAGUUGACAGCCAACCAAAGCGAUUGGAUCAUAAUCAGGGAGAUUGCCAUAUUUCUUCCAGGUGAACCUGAAGUUGAGGAAGAACCAAACCAAAUAUCAAACUCCAUACAAACACACGGAGAAAGUAAGAUGAUCAAAUUACAAACAUGGAAAAGACUUGAAGACUUUAAACCAAAAUUUCUGAAACCGCGGAUCGAAAAUGGCGUAUUGUUGAUGCCUGGACAAUCCAAGAAACAAAAUAAAUGGAAAGAAGAAAUCAAUAACAGUAACCGCCAAAAGGAUUCACAUCAAAACCCUCCGCAUGAAAAGGUCAAAGAAAGUAAAAAACGAAGGGAUAAUUCUAACAGAAUUCAAAGACCUAAUUUGAUUAUCGAAAAAUCAAAACAAAAAUUAAACUUAUUAGAACAGAAACUGAAAUUAAGUGAUCCAAAGUUUUUUGAACUUUUACAGCAACAAAAUAGUCUACAUAAACUUAUGAAAAUAGAGGAAGCGAUGCAGAAAUCAAAACAAAAACCUCUCCCACAUGUACAAGGCCAACAACCACGCAGGGAACUUCAUCCAAAGGUCAACGAGAAUGAUAGUCUGCAGAACAAGCCGUGACGAGAACGAGCAAUAGAAAUAUACCGCGAAUUACAAAUAUACAGACUUGAUGAAAUGUGGCAAUAUAUUGGAUAUUUAAUUACUAUUAUUAGGAUAUCAUUCAUUGAAUGCAUAUAAAAUAUAAAAUCUGAA
This is a messenger RNA of Pecten maximus, 2364 nucleotides long. Its product is annotated as alpha-1,6-mannosyl-glycoprotein 4-beta-N-acetylglucosaminyltransferase-like. The record is from RefSeq and is a predicted model, not a curated record. Lineage: Eukaryota; Metazoa; Mollusca; Bivalvia; Pectinida; Pectinidae. The transcript has 5 exons. Gene Ontology annotation, molecular function: acetylglucosaminyltransferase activity. Bases 229 to 2232 code for a protein of 667 amino acids. Gene Ontology annotation, biological process: protein N-linked glycosylation.